AUGACCAAUACAGCCGUCCUUAAAUUACUUUUGGCCAUAGUGAUCACGUUCAUUUUAAUUUUGCCAGAAUAUUUCAAGACGCCGAACGGAAACACAUUGGAGCUAUCGUGCCUGGAAGUAUGUUUACAACCUAAUUUCACCUAUUCAUUCUCCUCUUUAAAUUUUUCUUUCGUGACUUUUCUGCAACCAAUAAGAGAAACUCAGACUAUUAUGGGAAUCUUUGUAAAUCACUCCAGUUUUCAAAACUUCACCAGGAUUUGCCAAGACAUCACAAGUGAAUUUAAAACGUGCUCCUCAUGUUUAGCUUGCGAGUCCAAAGGAAACAUGGAUUUUAUUUCUAAGGAACAAACAUCAAAAGUUCUUAUCAUGAGAGGAUCAACGGAAGUGAAGGCAAAUGAUUUUCAUUCACCUUGUCAACAUUUUAACUUCACUGUAACUCCUAUGGUUGACCACUUGGAGGAAUAUAACAUUACCUGUAAUCUAAAAACCCACACUAGAAGGUCAGCAAUCAAAGAGGACGAUCCAACCAAGGAAACAGAUAUAAACCAUACUUGUAGAAUUAUGGAACACCCGAAUAAUUGUAUAAAUAUUUCUUUGCACCUAGAAAUGGAUGUAAAAAAUUUUAUUUGUUCCAUGAAGAUCACUUGGUAUGUUCUGGUUCUAUUAGUUUUUAUAUUUUUGCUCCUCUUCAUUAUCUACAAAAUACUUGAAGCCCACAGGAGAGUGCAGAAGUGGCAGGGUCAUAAAUACAAACCUACAUCUGUCCUCUUAAGAGGAAGUGAUUCUGAGAAACUGCGAACGUUGAACAUGCAGGUUAUUUCAGAGACCACGCAGAGGCUGCCUAUGGCUCAGGUCAAGGACGCGCUUCCUCCAAUACCAGAACUAGAAGUUACUUCCAUGGCGCAUCAGCAAGAUCAAUAUACACGAAUCAUGGACUCCUGUAACCAAAAGAAACUUGCGUGA
This is a messenger RNA of Balaenoptera acutorostrata (minke whale), 963 nucleotides long. It is a transcript of the gene TMEM156, whose product is annotated as transmembrane protein 156. The record is from RefSeq and is a predicted model, not a curated record. Bases 1 to 963 code for a protein of 320 amino acids. NCBI's taxonomy places the organism in Eukaryota, Metazoa, Chordata, Mammalia, Artiodactyla, Balaenopteridae. The transcript has 7 exons.